This is a messenger RNA of Penicillium olsonii, 888 nucleotides long. Lineage: Eukaryota; Fungi; Ascomycota; Eurotiomycetes; Eurotiales; Aspergillaceae. The record is from the annotation of a GenBank genome assembly.
AUGAGCCCCGUUCCUGACAGAGACAUGCCGGUGUGGGAUCUCGUGCCGGUGUGGGAUCUCAUUGAUACUACACGGAGCCUGGAUAUCCCAACAUUUCAUAUUGUUUAUUCGUCAUUGCUUGGCUCUAGGAUGGCAGAUUGGGUCUUCGAACAGUUUAGCCAGGGACUUUAUUCUCCCGGUGAAGUCCAGACACUCAGAAACAUUCUGGUCGAACUGAAGAAUACCCAAUCCAAUAUCAUAUGCAUGAGAACGAAGGACACGAUGUCCAAGUGGAAUGCCUUCCAAGGAAAGGUGGAGAGAGUUCUAGGGGAUACAGUUGACUGGUGGCCCUUCCAUCCUUACAUGGCACCUCUUUCCGAAGGAGAAGUGAGACUAUCUUGGGACUGUACCUGCGGUGAUCCUCGUUGGGCAGUUGUUCCAAAGUCCUUUAGCACCAAAAUGAUCGAUCUUUCCUUUCAGAAUGCAACACAGCCCAGCCAGGAAAAGGCACCGAGAAAUGACGUUUCCCUUUCGAACAAGUCUUCCAUCAAUGAUAACUUUGGCAUGAGGACGAGAUCGCAAACUGUGAGGUCUGCCUCCCAAUCAGGUCUUCCUCGAUCGGCAGUCGAGCACCAAAGUCCAGCAAGUGCUCAAAUUACUCAUCAUCAACGACAUGCUUUCCUUGUUUUUUUCAAUUCCUCCAUCCUUGGCAACGUACACCUUCUCGCUCAGACAGAUGUACAUAACAUGAAUGACCAGGAGUUUUUCAAAUGGCUCCGGAACUCAUAUCACUCCCAACGCGGCGUUUUCGCCAUCUGGUUUGGACUUUUCAGAUUUUCACACUGUGAAUUCUUCCGUGUAAGUUCACAUGAGAUCAUAUUUGAUUGUUCAAUGCUAUCAAACAUCUGA